GUCGCCCGGCGGCGGCGGCGCGCUCACGUGACCGUCCCGCAUGGCUGUGGAGGGAGCGGCGGCGGCGGCGGGCGCGUCCCCGUCCCCGUGCUCGUGCCCGUCCCCGCCCGGUGGCAGCAGCAGCAUCGGGAGCGCGCCCGCCGCCUCCCCCAGCAGCACCCGCCCGUUCAUCUGCUCCUUCCCCGGCUGCGACGCCGCCUUCAGCAAGGGCUGGCGGCUGGACGCGCACCUCUGCCGGCACACGGGCGAGAGGCCGUACGUCUGCGGGCAUGAAGGCUGCGGGAAGGGCUUCACCAGGGAGUUCCACCGGGCUCGGCACCUCCUCACGCACAGCGGGGAAAAGCCCUUUGAGUGCACGGCUGAUGGAUGCAAUCAGAAAUUCGGGACAAAAUCAAACCUGAAGAAACACAUCCAACGCAAGCAUGAAAAUCAGCAGAAGCAAUAUGUGUGCGACUUUGAAGGCUGUAACAAGUCUUUCAAGAAACAUCAGCAACUUAAAGUUCACCAGUGUCACCACACCAAUGAACCUCCCUUCAAAUGUAGUCAUGAAGGAUGUGGAAAGAGCUUUGCUACUCCAAGUAGACUAAAACGGCACGAGAAGAUACAUGAAGGCUAUGCAUGCAAGAAAGAAAACUGCUCAUAUAUUGGAAAAACGUGGACUGAGCUUCUGAAACAUAAUAAAGAAAGUCAUACAGAGCCAAUAGUUUGCAGUGAGUGUUCCAAAACUUUUAAACGCAAGGACUACCUCAAGCAGCAUCAAAAAACACAUGCUGUGGAGAGGGAAGUCUGCCGCUGCCCAAGAGAAGGAUGUGGGAGAACUUACACAACUUUAUUUAACCUUCAAAGCCAUAUUCUCUCGUUUCAUGAGGAAAAAAAGCCAUUCUCUUGUGAUCAUCCAGGCUGUGGAAAAGUGUUUGCAAUGAAGCAGAGCCUGGCAAGGCACAUGGUUGACCAUGAUCCUGAAAAGAGAAAGCUGAAAUUAAAAAGUAAACGUUCUCGCCCUAAGAGGAGCUUAGCCUCUCGUCUGAGCGGAUACAUUCCUCCUAAAACACAGCCAGGAAAAGGUGUGGCUGUGACAGAGAGCAAGACAGUGGAUAAACCUGUGGAAAAUGAAAUACCAACUGUUGAAAUUCUGACUCUGCAGUAAAGGCUAAUUGAGACAGUUUUCUUCGUGGAAUGACCAGUGCAAAGCUCAACAAAAAACACUUUAUUUUUUAUUUUUAAAUAAGAAAUUAAUAUUGUUUAUACCUCUUCAUAAAGUCACUGAGACACCCCA
Molecule: messenger RNA, 1276 nt
Organism: Anas platyrhynchos (mallard)
Lineage: Eukaryota; Metazoa; Chordata; Aves; Anseriformes; Anatidae
Gene: GTF3A
Product: general transcription factor IIIA
Cellular component (GO): nucleus
Source: RefSeq, a predicted model, not a curated record